Molecule: messenger RNA, 1621 nt
Organism: Tachysurus vachellii
Lineage: Eukaryota; Metazoa; Chordata; Actinopteri; Siluriformes; Bagridae
Product: macrophage mannose receptor 1-like
Exons: 5
Coding region: 161-1276 (371 amino acids)
Source: RefSeq, a predicted model, not a curated record
UUCUUCCUUUUUUCUGUAAAUGAUGCACAUAUCAGCUCAUCAGCUCCUGUUGACAGUGAACACGUGAUCAUGUGAACAUUAAAGGGGUUCGAGUUGAACGUUAAUCCUCCAUUCAGCAGCGACCAGCUCAUCAGGGAAUCACCUCGGCACUGCUGUCACCAUGGUAACCGUGUCAGUCCUGUUUUUCCUGCUUUCAGGAGAAAUUUCUUCCACAGCUUCUACUCCACCAGUCCAGAGUCAACUCACUUCACUCCAUAUCAUUCUGGGUGACAUGAAUCAGACUCAGGCUCAGAAAGUUUGCAGAGAAAAUUACACCGACCUCGUCACUGUGUACUCUGAUGAAGACAACACUAAACUGGCUGAACUGGUGAUAAAGGCUGGUAAUGUUUCUGGCUGGAUCGGACUCUAUCGCAGUAAUUUUAGUGAGAAAUGGUCUAAUGGUGAUCCUGUAACAUUCAGAAAAAUGACAGGGGAUUGUGGGAUAUCGAGCUACUGUGCUGCUAUGAAGGCUGAUGGUUCGUGGGAGAGUCUUCAGUGCACAGAGACAAGAAAUUUCAUGUGCUAUGAACAAGAUGCUUCCUCACAGACUCAUAAGUAUCAUCUAAUCCUUGAGAAUAAGACCUGGUAUGAAGCUCAGCUUUACUGUAGACAGAACUACACUGACCUGGUCAGCAUCAGAGAUCAGCAGCACAAUGAAGAGGUGAUGAUUAAAGGGUUAAACAGUACCAAGCCCUUCUGGAUCGGCCUGCUGUGUGAUGACUGGCAGUGGAUUGAUGGAGGAAUCUCUGCCUACAGAAACUGGUAUAGCAGUCAAUCUCAACAACAAGGCAACUGUGCAAAAGUGAUAAGAGAGAGAUGGUACUCAGUCCCUUGCAGUAAUUAUCAGCAUGCUUUGUGCUACUACACUUCCAUACAUGUGAGUGAAGAGGCUCUGAGCUGGGAGAAUGCGCUGGAUUACUGUGAUAAAAAGAACAGAGCUGGAUUGUUGCAGAUUGAGUCUGACCAUGACCAGACUGAUGUGGAGAAUGAGCUCAGAAGGAGGCGUGUCUCUGAGCCUGUGUGGGUGGGGCUUAGACAGAGCCAGCUCUUCGGGUUCUGGAUUUGGCCCGAUGGGAAAGCCGUGUUUCCGUACUCCAACUGGGAUGAAGGGAAACAGCCUAAGCAUCAACUCUCUCAGCACUGCGGUGCCAUCGUUCCACAAAAGAGCUACAGAUGGAAAGACAUGAACUGUGAUGCUCAGUACAGAGCUCUCUGUCACAUCAGAUGUUCUCCAUGAACCCACUAUACAUUCAUUUUACAUAUUUACCAAUCUUUUAAAAAUAAAUAAAUAAAUUAUUCGCAUAUGUAAUUAUUAUUCAUAGUUUUCAUUUAAAGCUUAGAGACUACAUGGUUGUUUGUGGGAAAAUUUUAAUAUAACUACACUGAUAGAAAUAUGAAUUCUUGGGAAAAAAAAGUAGAUCAACUGCAUUUACAUUUCUAACCAUUUUAAACAUAUAUUCAUCUACAUUUGAAACUCACAUAGGGUUUGAUUGUUUAAUCAUCAUCUUAUUUUGCUUUUUAAAAGUAAUACUGCAAUAAAUAUUUUGACAGAUUAUGUAUUAAAUUGGGGUUAAAUUGGUUU